AGCAUAACAGUGCCUUUUCCUUUUGACCUAUUGGUGAGGAAGCUCUCUAAAGUGCAAGAUCCACAAUUUUUCAUAGAAACGUGGUUCCUGGAAGCUCCCCUCUGAGGAGAAGGGAAGUGGCCCUUCAGAGCUCAAAGGGUUUGGUAGCAAAUCCGCAGAGUGCCCAGUAAAACUUCCUAUGCUGGUGGAUGGGACCUUUCGAAGAUGGUUUGGUUGCCUUGGAGACUUGGAGAUCUGAUGCCACGAUGAGGACUCACACACGGGGGGCUCCCAGUGUGUUUUUCAUAAAUUUGCUUUGCUUCGUGUCAGCCUACAUCACCGACGAGAACCCAGAAGUCAUGAUUCCCUUCGCCAGUGCCAACUAUGACAGCCACCCGAUGCUGUACUUCUCCAGGACAGAGGUGGCUGAGCUCCAGCUCAAGGCCGCCAGCUCCCACAAGCACAUUGCAGCCAGGCUCACGGAGGCUGUGCACACUAUGCUGUCUAAUCGCUUGGACUACCUCCCUCCCUGGGAUCCCAAGGAGUACAGUGCCCGCUGGAAUGAAAUCUAUGGAAACAACUUGGGUGCCUUGGCAAUGUACUGCGUGCUGUAUCCAGAGAACAUUGAAGCCCGAGACAUGGCCAGAGACUACAUGGAAAGAAUGGCGGCGCAGCCUAGUUGGUUGGUAAAAGACGCCCCUUGGGAUGAAGUUCCCCUUGCUCACUCCCUGGUGGGUUUCGCCACUGCCUAUGACUUCUUAUACAACUACCUGAGCAAGAUACAGCAGGAGAAGUUUCUUGAAGUGAUUGCCAAUGCCUCGGGCUAUAUGUAUGAAACCUCAUAUAGGAGAGGGUGGGGAUUUCAGUACCUGCACAACCACCAGCCCACCAACUGCAUGGCCUUGCUCACAGGAAGCCUCGUUCUCAUGAACCAAGGGUACCUUCAAGAGGCUUACUUGUGGACCAAGCAAGUUCUGACCAUCAUGGAGAAAUCUCUGGUCUUGCUCCGAGAGGUGACAGAUGGCUCCCUCUACGAAGGAGUUGCUUAUGGCAGUUACACCACCAGAUCGCUAUUCCAGUACAUGUUUCUCGUUCAGAGGCACUUUGACAUCAACCACUUUGGCCAUCCGUGGCUUAAGCAACACUUUGCAUUUAUGUAUAGGACCAUCUUGCCAGGGUUUCAAAGAACUGUGGCUAUUGCAGACUCAAAUUACAACUGGUUUUAUGGUCCAGAAAGUCAAUUAGUGUUUCUGGAUAAAUUUGUCAUGCGUAAUGGGAGUGGAAAUUGGCUGGCUGACCAAAUCAGAAAGAACCGUGUGGUAGAAGGUCCAGGCACACCAUCCAAAGGGCAGCGCUGGUGCACUCUACACACGGAAUUUCUCUGGUAUGAUGCCAGCUUGAAAUCAGUUCCUCCUCCGGAUUUCGGCACCCCAACACUGCAUUAUUUUGAAGACUGGGGCGUUGUGACUUAUGGAAGUGCACUGCCUGCAGAAAUUAAUAGAUCUUUCCUUUCCUUCAAGUCGGGAAAACUUGGGGGACGUGCAAUAUAUGACAUUGUCCACAGAAACAAAUACAAAGAUUGGGUCAAAGGAUGGAGAAAUUUUAAUGCAGGGCAUGAACAUCCUGAUCAAAACUCCUUCACUUUUGCUCCCAAUGGCGUGCCUUUCAUUACCGAGGCGCUCUACGGGCCAAAGUACACCUUCUUCAACAACGUUCUCAUGUUUUCCCCAGCUGUGUCUAAGAGCUGCUUUUCUCCCUGGGAGGGUCAGGUCACAGAAGAUUGUUUAUCAAAAUGGUCAAAAUACAAGCACGACCUGGCAGCUAGCUGUCAGGGGAGAGUAGUUGCUGCAGCGGAGAAAGAUGGGGUUGUUUUCAUCCGAGGAGAGGGUGUGGGAGCAUAUAACCCCCAGCUCAACCUGAAGAACGUUCAGAGGAAUCUGAUCCUCCUACACCCACAGCUUCUUCUCUUGGUAGACCAGAUACACCUGGGAGAGGAGAGUCCCGUGGAGACAGCAGCGAGUUUCUUCCACAAUGUGGAUGUUCCUUUUGAGGAGACGGUGGUAGAUGGAGUCCACGGGGCUUUUAUCAGGCAGCGAGAUGGUCUCUAUAAAAUGUACUGGAUGGAUGAUACUGGCUACAGUGAGAAAGCAACCUUUGCCUCAGUGACUUAUCCUCGGGGCUAUCCCUACAAUGGGACAAACUAUGUGAAUGUCACCAUGCACCUCCGAAGUCCCAUCACCAGGGCAGCUUACCUCUUCAUAGGGCCAUCUGUGGAUGUGCAGAGUUUCAGCAUCCACGGAGACUCCCAGCAGCUAGAUGUGUUCAUAGCCACCAGUGAACAUGCCUAUGCAACUUACCUGUGGACAGGUGAGAGCACAGGGCAGUCUGCCUUUGCACAGGUCAUUGCAGAUCGACAGAAAAUUUUGUUUGACCGGAACUCGGCCAUCAAGAGCACCACUGUACCUGAGGUGAAAGACUACGUUGCUAUUGUGGAACGGAACCUGCAGCAUUUUAAGCCAGUGUUCCAGCUGCUAGAGAAGCAGAUUCUGUCCCGAGUCCGGAACACAGCUAGCUUUAGGAAGACUGCUGAGCGCUUGCUGAGGUUUUCAGAUAAGAGACAGACAGAAGAGGCCAUUGACAGGAUUUUUGCCAUAUCCCAGCAGCAGCAGCAGCAACAAGGCAAGUCAAAAAAACACAGAAGGGUGGACAAACGCUACAAAUUUGUGGAUGCUGGCCCUGAUAUCUUUGCACAGAUUGAAGUCAAUGAGAAAAAGAUUCGACAGAAAGCUCAGAUUUUGGCACAGAAAGAACUGCCCAUAGAUGAAGAUGAAGAAAUGAAAGACCUUUUAGAUUUUGCAGAUGUCACAUAUGAAAAACAUAAAAACGGGGGCUCUGUGAACGGCCGCUUUGGCCAGGCACGCAUGGUGACUGCAACUCACAGCAGAGCCCGGUCACUGUCAGCAUCAUACACCAGACUCUUCUUGAUUCUGAACAUCGCAAUCUUCUUUGUCAUGCUGGCGAUGCAACUGACCUACUUCCAAAGGGCUCAGAGCCUGCAUGGCCAAAGGUGUCUUUACGCAGUGCUCCUUGUGGACAGCUGUGUCUUACUGUGGUUGUAUUCCUCUUGUUCCCAGUCACAGUGUUAGCGCUCAAACCUUGGUCACUUUAUGAUCAUGAGAAGUCUAUGCAAACAACAGUCACUGCCCCAAUUUGUUAUAAUUUUUUCCCAGACUCAUUUGGGCAAGGUAAGGGAAAACAUCUUCACACUUCCUAGUGGAGAAGUCUGAACUGGAUCAGGCAAAGAAUUUGUCUAAAGUGCAAAAUGCCUAUCAGCCCCCUAGCUUUGCUGAUUUACCAGACAAGUCUGUUCUUUAAGUGAUAUUUUUCUUAAUAUAAACAAAACCAAUUUAGAUAGUAUUGGGCUUUGUUAUCAUUAAUUUAAUGCUGUUAGAAGCUUUCAGUACUAUGUUAUGGAAUGUACUGAGAUACACAAUUUCCAGAAAUACAGGCCUUUAAAAUAUGAAUGGUAGGAAUUAUGGUUAUAGGAAUUGGAUCACUAUUCAGAUACCGUGGUAAAAUUAUGUCAGAAGAUCAUUAAAAAGCUAAAUAAAUAUUUUUAAUAGGAAAUGUACAGAUGAACAUUUCCUUGAUGGUCUCUGCAGGUAUGUAAUUUGUUACUUUUAUUCAUUCAUUGCUUUUUCAAUAAAUAACACAUAACUGAAGUUUAUAUUUUCUUUCUGUGGAAAAUGUUUGUAGACCCAAUGAUUAGACUUUUCAAAAUAAACUAUUUUAUAUCCUGUAUUUGAAUACCAAAGGACAUAGGAACUCUGAAAUUUGGGUAUGAUUCUUAAUGUUUUUAUUAGAAAACUUUCAUCAAGUUUAUUUUGCUAAAUAAACCAGUCAUGACUAUGAUACUGUU
Molecule: messenger RNA, 3898 nt
Organism: Nannospalax galili (Upper Galilee mountains blind mole rat)
Lineage: Eukaryota; Metazoa; Chordata; Mammalia; Rodentia; Spalacidae
Gene: Dse
Product: dermatan sulfate epimerase
Exons: 6
Coding region: 189-3125 (978 amino acids)
Molecular function (GO): chondroitin-glucuronate 5-epimerase activity
Source: RefSeq, a predicted model, not a curated record